AUGUUGCACGCGCAAUAUCACCACGGCGCAACGAAUACGUCCGUCUUGUCUUCGAAGAAGAAGAACAAUGAUGUUGUGACGAAAAAGAUUACUACCAAUCGACGACGUAUCGCCGCAUUCGCUUCUUCUCGUCGAGACGGAGAGAAGACGAAGACGAGCGAGGAGAGUCACAUGAAGGGAAUGGCCGCGGCAACGAGCGCGGUUAUCUUUGCGUCUUCAAUGUUUGCUUCCUCCUCCUCGAAUAUUCUCGCGUACGCGGACGAAGUAGCCGUCGAUGCUGCUCCGACGAGUGUUGAAGCACAAUACGACGCUGCGCAACAAGUCGGUGGAGGCGAAAAGGCGCCGGAGUUGAAGGGCGAGAGUAGUGCUGCUGUCGCGGAACCGAGCAGCGCACCGGCGGUAGAUGCACCAACUCCUGCGUCCGAAGCAGCUCCGGUCGAAACGAAACCGACCGAGGCUGACUUGGAGAAACAGCGAAAGAAAGAGGAGCAAGCACAACGCGCGCGCGCCGAGCAAGCGAAGAAACAGGAGCAGUUAGCGAGCGAAAAAGCGGAAAGAGAAGCCGUCGCUCUCGCCGAGAAGAAGAAGCGAGCGGAGAGAGAAGUCAUUGCUGCGCGAAAAGAACAGGCGUUCCGCGUGCAACGAUUGAAAGCGUCGCCGAUUCCGAAAAAUAGGCUCAAGGCGGAAAUCGAGGCCAAAGAAUUGGAGCCGAAGACGUUCAAAGAAAAGCGAGCGGCAAAACUCGCGGCGAAGAAAUCAACGGCGAGUGCGAAAAGUAAAGGAAGCGCCAAGAGUCAAAGGACGGUGGCCACGAAAAAGCGAUCAGUUGGUGCUCCGAAAAAGAAAUCUUCACCUGCUUCACCUGCUACCGCGGCGGCGAAGAAGAAAUCAACCGCGACUACUCCCGCCGCGAAACGCCAAGCGACUGCAACCACUUCCGCAAAGAAGACAAAGACGAAGAAAGUUUCGACAUCUUCUGCCAAGACUGUGGUGAAAAAAUCAUCGAAGCCUGCCGCGUUGACGUACAAACCGACAUUUAAGAAAGCGCCGGCCGUGAAAGCGGCAGCGCCAACCGCCGCGCCGAAGAUAAAGUCGACGACGUUCAAAGAGAAGAAGCAAGGAGCGUCGGCGGCGGCGCCGGCACCAUCUAAGAAAGCAGCUGCAUCUGCAACAUCACCGGCGAAGCAGGCGGCAAAAGUAGCAUCUGCUCCGAAGAAAACGGCUAAUGUAGUCAAGGCCGCACCGGCGGCAAAGAAGACGGUAGCUGCGCCUGCGAAAAAGGCCACAAGUGCACCGGCAAAGAAAGCUGCUGCGCCGGCAAACACGGCGGCGAAGCCAACCACUUUUAAACAAAAGAAGGAGGCUGCGAGUAAGAAAGAGACGAAGCGACCCGCCGCGGCGAACAAAAAGUCACCCGCAACGACCAAGGCAAAAAAGAACAAUAGUGGUUUUUUCGGAGGUUUGCCGAUAGCAACACUUCUCGGCGGUCUGGCAUACACCUUCUUCACCGAAGAAUAA
Messenger RNA from Bathycoccus prasinos, 1518 nucleotides. RefSeq lists its product with no specific name. The record is from RefSeq and is a predicted model, not a curated record. Lineage: Eukaryota; Viridiplantae; Chlorophyta; Mamiellophyceae; Mamiellales; Bathycoccaceae. The transcript has a single exon. Bases 1 to 1518 code for a protein of 505 amino acids.